ACUCUGUCACUGCACCAGUGAAGAUCGCGCGCGGGUCACGUCGGUACAUCCGUACCGGCCGGCGUGCACGCGCCGAGCACCUCAGGCUGUGGGUUCACGCGCUCCUGAGGUGACUGCCAAGGAAGCAAGCGCGUGCGUGAGUUGUUUCUUUUUGGACAUCCCCCCUCCCCUUCUUUCAACUUCCGGUUGUCACCAAUUACUUAAGAGGUUACAUCACGCGGGCGCGCGACACCAGGGUGGCAGUUAAAGGCGUUUUCGGCUUCAGCUGCAUCAAAGCCAAGCCGAGCCGAACCGAGCAGCUGCUGCCGUGCACGUGCGCACGCUUCCCAAGUUCCAGGCUGUGAAAGAUGUUCGGGGCGGUGGUGGUCGGCAUUGGAACGGCGGGAUGGGUGAGGAUCCGUGACAUGUUGACUCCACAUCCUGGAAGUCCUGCAGAGAAACUGGCUGUUCGAGGAUUCAUAUCAAGGAGGAACCUGGACAACCAGCAGGGAGUGAGUCAGAUCUCCGUGGAGGAAGCUGUGAGCAGAGAUGACAUUCACGCCGCAUUCAUCUGCACUGAGAAUGAGUCCCAUCAGGACUAUGUGAGGACGUUUCUGCAGGCAGGAAAGCAUGUUUGUGUUGAGUAUCCCAUGACCAUGUCAUACCAGGCCGCUGUGGAGCUUUGGGAUUUGGCUCAGAAGAAAGGACUGGUUCUACACGAGGAACACAUCGAGCUGCUGACCGAGGACUUCAAAGAACUGAAGAGAGCGGUCCAGGGGAAAAUCCUGCAGGAAGGCACGCUCCAUUUCACCGGUGGAGCUCUGAAGGCCGGCUUUGGGUUUCCUGCAUUCAGCGGCAUCGCUCGCCUCACCUGGCUGGUAGAACUCUUCGGAAAGCUCUCCGUGUCUGCAGCCACCUUGGAGGAGGAGCCCGCCAAAGGCUACAGCAAGCUGACGGCAAAGCUGCUGACGUCUGACAACAGACCUCUGACGUGGGUGGAGGAACGGCAGACGGGCCUCCCACGAGCGAAGAACAUCAACUUUGUGUUUGACUCCUGCACUCUGAGCGAGAUCCCGGCUGCGCCCCGGGGGGCCGUGGGGCUCUUCAUGCAGGACCUGAUCCACUUCUCUGCUAAGCUCGCGGGCCAAGUGAGCCCCAGCCAGCUUCAGGGAGAGAAGGAGCGGGUCCUGCACUGCCUGGAGCUGGCGGACAAGAUUCAGCAGCUGUGCCAAAGUUGAGGAUGAUCCCAGCGCUUGAAUGUUCGGUGGUUUUCUGAAGUUGCAGCACAUCUUUGUAUCUGAGAUGAACCAUCAUGCUGACUCGUGUGCGGCAUAGAUGAGCUUCACCGCGUUAACUCUGACACUCCACCUCUCAUGUUACAGAAACAGUAACGUUGUUAUUGAUGCUUUUUAAACAUUUCCUUUUCACCAUGCACAGCUGAAAGCAGACUUGAAGUUCGUCUCAGUGCAGUUUCUCUGAUUUUGAAGCUCCAGAGUGUUGGAAACCUUCCGCUUGUGUCGGGAGCUAUGUGCGAUUGGACCACAGCGGUCGGUUGGUCGGUCUAUAACGUGUUCUGCCGGCCUUAAGAGGAUGCUGUGCUGGAGAACAUGAGGCAUCAACAUCCAUCUGAGUGUCAAAAAACAUGUUUGUCCAGUUCAAGAAGGGAAUUCCUGCCAUUCCUGAAACUUUAAGAAGAAAGAUUAAUAAACCUGACACUGUUUUGAAU
Molecule: messenger RNA, 1705 nt
Organism: Oryzias latipes (Japanese medaka)
Lineage: Eukaryota; Metazoa; Chordata; Actinopteri; Beloniformes; Adrianichthyidae
Gene: blvra
Product: biliverdin reductase A
Biological process (GO): heme catabolic process
Molecular function (GO): biliverdin reductase [NAD(P)H] activity; nucleotide binding; zinc ion binding
Source: RefSeq, a predicted model, not a curated record